GGCGGCGCCCUGACCGUGUGGGCCGGCCCCGCUGCCCCCGUCCCUGGCGCCGCCGCUGCCGCCGCUCCUUCACUGUCACCGCCUUCGCUGUCACCGCCUUCGCUGUCGCCUCCACCGCCACCGCCACCGCCACCGCCACCAUGCACUCGGACGAUGUUGUCUGGAGCAUGCUGGGGAACAGGCAGUUCUGCUCCUACAAGAUGACCACCAAAACGCAGAACUUCUGUCGCAACGAGUACAACCUGACGGGGCUGUGCAACCGCUCCUCCUGCCCGCUGGCCAACAGCCAGUACGCCACCAUCCGCGAGGAGAAAGGUCGGUGUUACCUGUACAUGAAGACGAUCGAGCGGGCGGCGUUUCCCCGGCGCCUCUGGGAGCGGGUCCUGCUAAACAAGAACUACGAGAAGGCUCUGGAGCAGAUCGAUGAGAACCUCAUCUACUGGCCACGGUUCAUCCGGCACAAGUGCAAGCAGAGGUUCACCAAGAUCACGCAGUACCUGAUCCGCAUCCGCAAGCUGACCCUCAAGAGACAGAGGAAGCUCGUCCCGCUGCGCAGGAAGAUUGAGAGGCGGGAGAAGAGGCGAGAGGAAAAAGCCCUGAUUGCUGCUCAGCUGGAUAAUGCCAUCGAGAAGGAACUGCUGGAGAGGCUGAAGCAGGACACAUAUGGAGACAUUUACAACUUCCCCAUCCACGCCUUUGACAAAGCCCUCCAACAGCAAGAGGCAGAGAGCGAGAGCGAGUCAGAUGCAGAGAGGGAAGAGGAGGAGGAUGAGGACGUGGACACAAGGGAGUUUGUGGAAGCAGAGGACAGUGAGCUCAGUGACUUUGAGGAUAUGGAUAAGUUGGAGACAAGUAGUGAAGAGGAGGAGGAAGUAGAGAAGAAAGCCUCUCACUCCAAAUCUAAAGGGAAAACGCCCCUGAAAGGACCAGCCAGGAGAAAACGUCCCUACAUUGAAAUAGAGUAUGAGGAAGAAACAGAGCCAACCACCAAAACAAAAGCAGCCUGAGGCCUCCCUGAUUCAAUUUUGUACUGACUGACAGGACUCCAGAUCUGUCACCAGCUUUCACCACUGUGCAGGACCUUCAGUAACUCGUUUUAUACUCCAGAUGAAAAACUUCCUCCAAGAAAAGCAGGGUUUCUGUCCCAACCCCAGGCAAUGGCAGCAAGUUUGUACAACUGGGUGAAGCACAGUUGUAAGGAAGAAGAUCCCCCACCUUCUCUACAGCCACGAGAAGCUCAGCUUGGACUGUGCUCCAGGAAGGAGCCUGGCCUGGGGGGCACUGCUGCUUUGGGCCAUGGCUGGAGAGGCCACACGUGGCCCAGGGAGUACACACCUGUAUUCUGGGGGACAUGGCAGGUAUGGGGCCAACAGGUGGGACAAGACAGACAGUAAUUUUAAAUAAAUAAAGCAGUUUUACUGUACAAAA
Molecule: messenger RNA, 1428 nt
Organism: Myiozetetes cayanensis
Lineage: Eukaryota; Metazoa; Chordata; Aves; Passeriformes; Tyrannidae
Gene: MAK16
Product: MAK16 homolog
Exons: 10
Coding region: 141-1007 (288 amino acids)
Biological process (GO): maturation of LSU-rRNA; maturation of 5.8S rRNA
Cellular component (GO): preribosome, large subunit precursor; nucleolus
Source: RefSeq, a predicted model, not a curated record